This is a messenger RNA of Syngnathus acus (greater pipefish), 1088 nucleotides long. RefSeq lists its product as uncharacterized. NCBI's taxonomy places the organism in Eukaryota, Metazoa, Chordata, Actinopteri, Syngnathiformes, Syngnathidae. The transcript has 2 exons. The record is from RefSeq and is a predicted model, not a curated record. Bases 92 to 853 code for a protein of 253 amino acids.
UGCAAAGCUGAGACACUCAGACAUUGGAAGAACUCCAAUAAGAGACCAUUAAGAGCCAUUUUCAUCCUGAGAAUUUACAGCAAUCAUUAACAUGGAGAAAAGUUCCUCAGGAAACACAAAGAAAAGGAGCUUAGGAAACAAUUAUAAAAAGCAAUUUUCACAUUUCUCGAGAGGGAGCUUCUCAAACAGGCCAUAUCAUCAAUUGCACCCUGGAAUGAACCCAGGGGGAAGUUACCGCCACCCCUCGGAGAAUGGCCUCAUCCUUUGCCAGUACUCAAACGGCGAGCUGGCUGCAGAAAAUGCAGCCCUAAGAGAGCAGCUGGUGCUGCAGCACCACCGACAUGAUCAUGAAAGGCAGCGGCUCCUGAGAGCCCUGAAGAAGCCUAACGAGUCCAACUCGGAAAACCUCAUUGCCGUCGUAAAUGAACAAUGGCAACAGUGGUGGGCGAUCCGAGAGCAAGAAACCGCUACCCAAUUUCAAACUCAGUUGGUGGGCAUGCAAUUGUACAUGGAUGAAAUGGCCGCUCAUUUUUGCACUGAGUUGGAAAGUAUGCACGAGCACAACGUGGAUACCGUUUGCUAUUUUCAAAGCGAGAUGCAGUACAUGCAUUGGCAUAUGGAGCAGGCCAUAUCGGAAAAGGAUGACAUCAUUAAAAACCUGAAAAAAGAAAAUUCCUCCCUCAUGGCACAGAAUAAAGAGAUGUCCUCCCAUCUUCGCAAAUUCAAAGCGGAGAACCCGGAGACACGAGAUACUCUCAAAGCUCUGGAGGAUCGGUUGCAAGCUGAGCAGGAGGUGAAGAUGAGCCCCACCAUUGAGGAGCUCCUUGAAGAAGUGGAAAAGCUGGAUCUUUAAGACCCUCACAGUGCAGAAAGAAAUUGAAAUACACCAGUUUGGCUAAUGAUGUGACAGAAUUCCACUGGUAAAAAGUUAGAGUGGGACUGGCUGACCCCCCGAAAAAUUGAAACUUGAAUGUGUGAGAGUGCUGAUUUUCUUUUAUAGCAAGAUGUUCGACAACCACUAAAGUCUAUUUUCCAGCUGUCACAACUGUGUUUGUAUUGUGUCAAAAUAAAUGCACUCAUGUCAAGUU